Capsaspora owczarzaki ATCC 30864 is the source of this 944-nucleotide messenger RNA. RefSeq lists its product as hypothetical. Gene Ontology annotation, biological process: cilium assembly. The transcript has a single exon. The coding region runs from base 67 to 843 and encodes 258 amino acids. NCBI's taxonomy places the organism in Eukaryota, Filasterea, Ministeriida, Capsasporidae. The record is from RefSeq and is a predicted model, not a curated record. Gene Ontology annotation, molecular function: protein binding.
AAUCUCAAGUCAAUCUCAAGUCAAUCUCAAGUCAAUCUCCAUUGGCUGCCAUUCCUUCAAUCCUCGAUGGCCGGAAACGCUCAGCACGACGCCAUUCUGGACGCCAUCUUUGACCCGACGCUGACGCUCUCCACAAUGCGCGCGCCGGCGACCAUCCGUCCCAUUGCAAGACCGACACAGCCACCUGCGCUGUCCGAGAGCGAGCGCGAAGCAGUGGCCCUCGAGCUCCAGGCCGUGCGCCUCGCUUCUUCCGUGUCUGCUGUUACUUCUCCUUCUCCGACAACGACGACGACGUCGCACCCCGCUGCUGACGCCGCCGCGACGAACGAUGGCGAUAGCGAUGUGCAGCGUCUCGCUGAAGCAGAAGUCCUCCUGCGAAAGGCCAUCGCUCUGGCGCCACGCAAGCCAUCGCUGUAUAACAAUCUCGCCCAGGUCCUCCGACUCCGACACCACCCUACCGCCAGUACCACCGCUAGCUGCGGGGAGUCUGCAACCCCUGGAAGCUGCACAACUGCUGCUCCUGCGACUACAUCUGCUUUUUCCGAAAUUCUCACCUUGCUCGGUCGAGCCAUCGAGCUCUCCGACCCGACGGGAGCGAAGUCUCCAGCCGAGUUUGAGUCUGACGAGCACCUUCGCACCGCGCGACAGGCCUAUGUGCAGCGUGCGUUGGUUCGACAGCUGCUCCAGCUUGAUGCAGACUCGAAGGCGGACCAUCGUCGUGCAGCGGAACUCGGCAGCGACUUUUCCCGCACCGAGCUCGUCAACUCCAAUCCUUACGCGGCCAUGUGCAACGCCAUGAUGGGGCAGUAUCUUGCGACCCUGAAAGGCGGCGCCGAGCGAUAAUCGUGAAUGGUGCAGAAUUGUGUGAGCAAAUAAAAGGGGGAGCUUUUUGUUUGUAUCACACAAAAACAAAACAAAUUGACGCAAAAAAAGUACAAGACAAA